AAACAACAUGGACUGACGGAGACUAACGAGCUAACGACACAACACGAAGGGGAAGGGCAGCUGCACGGUGAACCGGGUUGUCUGCCAGCCAUGUAUUCAUUUUCAGGCCCCACGAGCCUUCCUGAAUUCGAUCUCGGAUCUGCAAGUACCUCCGGUCACCUGCAGAGAGAAACUCUAUCCAACAAUUGGGAGACGAGAUCCCUCAGGAAGCACAGGAGGAGAGUUGAAGAUGAAGGAUGCACUGCUAAAAGGAGGCGGUUGAUGUUCGAGGUAGAAGUCGGCCUUUCGGAGAACUCGAGCAGCAGCAGCAGCAGCAGCGGCGGCGGCGCUCGCCGCGACUGGCCCGCAGGUAACGGCAGCCCUCCUGCGCCCGCUGUUCCGCAGCCCCAUCCUGCAUCUCAGAACUUGACUUUGCAGCAGUCGUCCUCGGCUCCCCCCCGCCCAGAGGUGGAGAGCUCCUGCAUGGAGGUAGAAGCAGCUCAGAGGAAACUGCAGGAGAUCGAAGACAGAAUAACACUGGAAGAUGAUGACGAGGAUGAAGAUCUGGAUUUGGAGCCGGCCCCGAGGAGGCCGGUGCUGGUGAUGUCUGACAGUUUAAAGGAGGGUCUGCAGCGCGGCAUCGGCGACAUCCUACCGCACACGGUGGCCCAGUCUGUGAGCCAUUCCUGCAUGGAGCUGGUGUUGUGGCGACCGCCCGACGAUCCCUUCUGUCGCAGGCGGAAGUUCACAGUGCAGAGACAACGUAAACAGCAGAUCGCAUCUCAGCAACCGCCAACCCCGUGUUCAUCGCCCACCCCUCCCAGUGCCCACAGCUCCUCCAGUGCUCCUGCAGACGCACACUCUUCUCUGUACGUCUUUCCUGUGGCCCACUGCUCGGGUGAGGAGGACAUGGAAAUGUAGUAGUGCUGGAUGAAUUGAAAAGACAUGCCAAAGUUAAAGACUGGAAAUGUGGUCGCGCUAAAGACCACGAAGGACUCACUCGAGGUCGGUCAGUCUGGCACGGCAUGUUGUGAAUGUGAGUAUGGUGCUGUAUGGACAGUGUGCGACCCAUUUUCUGCUUCAGUAACUCAGUUUAGGUUCUUUGGUCAUAAUUCUAUUCAACUAUAUGUAACCUGUUACAAAAAUGUUGACCUAAUUAAUCAGCUUUACUCAUGUGAAUCUGUUUGUGACGGUCUUAGUUAACCAAUUUUGUACCAAUUAGCAGAAUUUACUUACGUCUCUUAGAUAUUCGAUCAUUUGUACAGUAUUUUGGCGACGGCCGGCCAACAGCAGACUGAUGUGCUGUAAAUAUGACGUUUUUUGUUAAACAUCAGUGUGUAGCAUUUGCGUUUUGUACAAUUUGAAUUGUCAGCUUGUGAGCUUCGUUAACAGGAGCCAAAGUCCUGCUCCUGUGUUUUAUCUUCACGUCUGCUCAGCAUGACGUCCUGCUUGCUGUUGUACUUGUUGUGGUAGAACGAUUAUCUUUAGUGCUUUGUAAGUACGCAAUCUCUGAGCCAUGAGAAAUUUGUUACGACGUCCUGACGAUGUACCGUUUGAUGAUUUUAUUCUAUUUUGAUAUAUACACUACCACUUUGAAACCA
This is a messenger RNA of Gasterosteus aculeatus aculeatus (three-spined stickleback), 1580 nucleotides long. RefSeq names its product coiled-coil domain containing 117 (gene ccdc117). The record is from RefSeq and is a predicted model, not a curated record. NCBI's taxonomy places the organism in Eukaryota, Metazoa, Chordata, Actinopteri, Perciformes, Gasterosteidae.